This is a messenger RNA of Cucurbita moschata (crookneck pumpkin), 1600 nucleotides long. Its product is annotated as berberine bridge enzyme-like 28. Gene Ontology annotation, molecular function: oxidoreductase activity; FAD binding. The record is from RefSeq and is a predicted model, not a curated record. The coding region runs from base 398 to 1600 and encodes 400 amino acids. The transcript is spliced from 2 exons. NCBI's taxonomy places the organism in Eukaryota, Viridiplantae, Streptophyta, Magnoliopsida, Cucurbitales, Cucurbitaceae.
AUCCCUCUAACCCUAAUCUUUAUUAUUGUUCUAUCUUCAUCACCAUUAUGGGCUUCUCCAUCACUCCACAUCCAUCAACACUUUCUUCAUUGCCUCUCACACCAUUCUCCACACACUUAUCCCAUCUCCAAACUAGUUUACACUCCCAUAAACUCUUCAUAUUCAUCUGUUUUGAACUUCUCCAUUAGAAACCUCAUAUUUUCAAACCCUCAAACACCAAAGCCACUCCUCAUCAUAACACCCUCACACAUUUCCCACAUCCAAGCAGCCGUCAUAUGCUCCAAAGCCCAUGACCUACAAAUCCGAACAUGAAGCGGCGGUCAUGAUUUCGAGGGUCUUUCUUACGUCGCCGAUCAACCAUUCAUCAUUGUUGACCUAAUAAAUCUAAGGUCCAUUAAUGUCGGACGUUCAAACCAACACCGCAUGGGUUCAAUCAGGAGCCACUUUGGGUGAGCUUUAUUAUAGAAUUGGUGAGAAAAGUAGGAGCUUGGCGUUCCCGGCGGGGAUUUGUCCGACGGUGGGGGUUGGUGGGCAUUUCAGUGGCGGUGGAUAUGGGUUGAUGCUGAGGAAAUAUGGGCUUGCUGCUGAUAAUGUGGUGGAUGCUUAUUUGGUUGAUGCUAAUGGGAGGGUUCAUGAUAGAGAGUCGAUGGGGGAGGAUUUGUUUUGGGCCAUUAGAGGUGGCGGCGGAGGGAGCUUUGGUAUUGUGGUGGCGUGGAAGGUCAAGUUGGUUGUGGUUCCGGCGGUUGUGACCAUGUGCUCGACGAAUAGAGAUGUGGAGGACGAUGCAAUCAAGCUAAUACAUCGGUGGCAAUAUGUGGCUAACCAAUUGGAUGAUAAUCUUUUCCUUGGCAUCCUUUUGACUGGUGGGAAUUUUUCGACUCGAGAAGGCAUAACGAACCCAACAGCCACAUUCUUCUCUUUAUAUCUCGGAAAGCUAGACGAGCUUAUAGCCAUAUUAAAAACAACUUUUCCCGAAUUAGGUUUAACAAAAAAAGACUGUGUAGAAUCGAGUUGGAUCCAAUCAACCCUAAUAGCGUCCACAGGGGUUCAAACCUUCGAGCCCCUAGAAGCUUUACUCAAUAGAACACCCCCGACCAUCGAAAGCACCAAAUUCAAAUCCGAUUACGUCAAGGACCCAAUUCCCGAGGCGGCAAUCGAGGGCAUAUGGCAAAGAUUAAAAGCUCAAGACAUAGAAGUUCCACAAAUCUUAUUCAUUCCUUAUGGAGGUAGAAUGAGCCAAAUUUCAGAGUCCGAAACUCCAUUUUCACAUAGAGCUGGAAAUCUCUACAAGAUUGGAUAUGCUGUAUCAUGGAAAGAACAAAGUUUAGAUGCAAAGAACAGGCACAUAAAUUGGAUACGAGAGGUGUAUGAAUACAUAACUCCUUUUGUUUCAAAAUCACCAAGGGCUGCGUAUGUCAAUUAUAGAGAUCUUGAUAUUGGUACCAAUAAUAAGUAUGGCAAGACAAGCUACGAGCAAGCCAGCAUUUGGGGCAUGAAGUACUUUGGUAACAAUUUUAAUAGGCUUGUGUAUGUUAAAACUAUGGUGGAUUCUCAUGAUUUCUUUAGGCACGAACAAAGUAUACCCGUAAAACUUGCUUGA